Myzus persicae (green peach aphid) is the source of this 3410-nucleotide messenger RNA. Its product is annotated as plexin A3-like. Gene Ontology annotation, biological process: positive regulation of axonogenesis; negative regulation of cell adhesion; motor neuron axon guidance. The record is from RefSeq and is a predicted model, not a curated record. Gene Ontology annotation, molecular function: semaphorin receptor activity. Gene Ontology annotation, cellular component: semaphorin receptor complex. The transcript is spliced from 3 exons. NCBI's taxonomy places the organism in Eukaryota, Metazoa, Arthropoda, Insecta, Hemiptera, Aphididae. Bases 233 to 2578 code for a protein of 781 amino acids.
ACGAAGGUUGAGUUACUUGAAUAGUAAUUGCGAUAGAUACAACACGUUUCGAACGCUAGAAGAUCGAGCAUCACAGUUAAAUGUAAUUGCUUAUUUAAAUUUUAAAGUACUUUUGAAAAUAAAAUCUAGGUGUUAAUAUACUUAGAAAUACAUCUUGUACGGUUACGAUAUUUUUCUAUUCAUAACUCACAAGGCACUAACAGCAAGAGAACAUACAAACAUAGAUAACAAUAUGUUUGGGGGCAGACGUUCAAAAAAACGUUCUUGGAACCAUUUAUUUGCUAAUAGACUAUGGCUGGCAAUAGUGAUCAUUUCGAUGACGACGGGCAGUGGUAUGAUAGCAGCGGCCGAAUCGCCUUCGACCACCGUACCAGAACAAACCACCGUGACCAUGCGGCCCAACGUGACCGCGGAUUGCGUGGCACGAGACACGUGCGCAGAAUGCACAGCCGCGGCCCCCGCUUGCAGCUGGUCACUGGUACGACAGUCGUGCAAUGACACGGCGGCGACGGAAAAACAACUGGUCGAAGACCCGGGCGACGACGGUCACCACCACCCACCGACCAAGGCGGUGCGCGAUGCCGGGUCGUGUCCGCGGUUCAAGGUCAACUACCAGAAACAGACCAAAUUGAACACGACAAAUCGCACGGUGAACGUGAAGGUGUCCAACGACCCGACCGGCACGUUCAGGGCACUGCUCGAACGGGGAGGGGUGUGGUGCCACCUGAACGAGAUGAAGUACCCUGGAAAGGUGGAAAGUGGAGGGCGGCAGAUCACGUGCGAGUCCGACUACUUGGAGUCCGUGAACUCAUCGCUGUCGUCGAUGGUUUACUUCGCAACCUCCGUGAACGGCGUCCCGUUGGCGUUCGACGAUAAGAGUGACCACUACUUGGACUUCACGGUGCCCCGGAACGCGUGCGUCACCGAAGACCAGCUGGGCCCGAGUGACGAGUGCAAGGUCUGCCUUUGGGACGACGCCGUGUACCGGUACUACUGCCAGUGGUGUCCCAAGACCAACCCGUGCACCGGAUCGUACCAGCAGUGCGACGUCCGUCGGCUGGCCGACCCUGGUCACUUAGCACCGUUGCAAGACGUGCUGGUCCAAUGUCCCGAGGUCCGGAUCGAGUCCAUCUCACCACUGUACGGAUCGUGGGCCGGUGGAACGACAAUACGGAUCGUCAUCAAGAAUCACCGGACGCUGUCCGAGAAUAAGGUGACCGUGAUCAAGGUGGCCGAUAGCCGGUGCCUGUUGCCCACCGUGUCCAUGGACGGUACUGCCGUCAAGUGCACCAUAUCGCCGACCAACACGAGUACUCUGAACCAGGGCCCGGUGGAGGUGACUUACAGGUCGGAGGAGGACAAGUUGUUACCCACGUUCACGCUUCGGUCCAACCAGAGCUUCUACUUCGUCGAGCCGGUAAUAACGAGCGUAUGGCCUUCUUGCGGCCCGACCACCGGCGGCACUAAGAUCACGAUCCGCGGCCGAUUCUUGGACGCCGGCAACACUAUUCGGGUGUACAUGCGGGAAAACAUUACUUGCGAGGUGCUAUCACAGAGCCAGAACGAGGUGACGUGCAUCACGGGUGCCAGCGACGGUCCCUCCACUACUGCGGUCCGGAUCGAGUUCGACCACUAUCUGAACAAGUACGUGCACGAUCCGCCAUUCGUGUACACGUCCUCGCCGUCUGUGGACGGUGGCCAGGCGUUCCGGGGCAUAGCGUCCGGUGGCACCCAGCUGCCGGUACUUGGCCAGAACUUUGCGUGUAUCCACAACCCACUGGUGCACGUGUCGUACAACGGCAUACAGUACACGGGUGGGUGCGUGGUGCAAAACAACACGUACUUGAUAUGCACGGCGCCUACCAUCAACCGUCCCGCACCGCACCAGGUGACCGCGCUUAAGUUCGGGUUCCAGGCCGACUACAACAACACCUUUGUCAAGAUGCAGCCGCCGACCGGCACUCCCGACUACACUCUGUACCCGGACCCGGUGUACACCGACUUCGACACAGACGGACGCACUGUUACCGUGUACGGCCUGAACAUGGACCAAGGUUACGACUACGAUGCUGACCUGACGGUCCUGUUCCACAACACCGGCGUCCCGUGCAACGUCACGUCCGUGGAAUCAGAUCGCAUCGUGUGCCGGCCGCCCAAACGGCUGACGUUCAAGGACAGCGACGGUCGUUCAGGCGAAGGCCAGAGCGACGAAUACGAGGACGACGAGGACGAAUUACCGGCGGUCCUGGUCAACGACGAGAUCAUCGUGACCGUCGGCAACCUGGUGUACGAGGUCAAGCGGAAGCCGCAGACGCCCCGGUACAGCAGCCCGCUGCGGAUCAAUACCAUCAUCUUCGGUGGCAUUGCGUUGGUGUCGCUGAUCAUCACGAUCGUUGCGGCCGUCGUGUACUGCAUGAAGAUCGCCAUGACCAUUUCCCACCAGCAGACGGAAAUGCGGUCGUUGUGCGAGCACCUUAACGGGGUCGAAAUUGGAACUGGAACCGGAACCCAAACCGAUGGCGCCUGCAAAGAUGACGUCGAGUCGCCUGUGGCGCCGACCAUCAAAGACAGAUCAUAGGGAAAUAAUAUUAAUUAUUGUUAAUAUCAUCAUAAUAUGCACGUCAUUCGUGAUGAAACGGGUCACUUAUUCUCGUGAUUCUAGUUUAUUGGGUUGCAUAGGUAAUGCAGGCAUGUGUAGGUAAGGUGCGUGAGUUACAUAUUAUGGGUUUAUUUGCAUGGUUCUCGUCCAUAUCGUCGGUAACAAAAUAGAAAAUAUUAAAUAAUAAAAAUCUCUUCUCUUUGUAAUUUAUAUAUUAGGUGUUAGGUAUAAUAUCGUAUAUAAUAUAAUAUAAAUAUAAUAUUAACUACCUACCUAUGUGGCUAUAGCUAGGCAUGUAAGAUAAUAUGAUUAUUAUUUAUUAAUUAUAGGUAUAAGUAGCAGCCUGUAAAGAUAGCUGAUAUAUUUAUGUAACUUUAUAGUAUAUUUUCUAUGUAAUAGUAUUAUUAUGAUAGAUUUUCAUACGUGUGUAAAAAGUAAAAUAAUAUUUUUGAUGAUUAUGUAAUAACAUAAUGCAAUACCUCAUAAUUCGGGCUAACUGCGGAGUUUAUAUAAUUAUGCAGUAGUUAAUCUAUAGAUUGUUGUACAUAUUAUAUUUUAAUUUUGAAUAAUUAUUGUUGGAGAUUGAUAAAUUAAACAAUGUUGAUAAAACGAGCGUAUUUUAUGAAAAGAGAAGUCAAUUAAUAUAAUUGUAUAACUUUAUACGGGCCAUGAACUAAGAUACUAUAGAGUAUAAAUACAUUAUAAAACGAAUGACUUUAAUAUUCUUGAUAAAAGUCAAUUUAUCAAUGACGGUGAGUCAUAGUGUCGAGAGAUAUAUAAUUAACGCUAAUAAAAUUUGAGUAUAAUACAA